AUGGGACAAACCCUAUCCGAGCCUGUUACUGAGAAACAGUCAUCAACAUGUCAGGAUUCAAGAUACCUGGUGGGGUCAUCCUGCAUGCAGGGCUGGCGUGUUUCUAUGGAUGAUUCACACACUCACAUACUGUCAUUGCCCGAUGACCCUGGUACAGCUUUCUUUGGUGUAUAUGAUGGGCAUGGUGGGGCAAAUAUAGCAGAGUAUGCAGGGAAACACCUACAUAAGUUCAUCACAAACAGACCUGAAUACCACCUGGGAAACAUUGAAGAUGCCUUAAAGCAGGGAUUCCUGGACCUGGACCAAGCAAUGUUAGAAGAAGAUAUGCUCCAAGAGAAGGUGGCCGGCAGCACAGCGGUUGUGGUGCUCAUAAAAGAUAACAUGCUAUAUUGUGCCAACGUUGGAGAUUCUCGGGCCAUCGCUAGUGUUAGAGGAACAGUAGAAGUAUUGUCAUAUGAUCACAAGCCCAACAAUGAAGAGGAGCUCCGUAGGAUUACCGCUGGCGGCGGUUGGGUCCAGUUGAACCGGGUGAAUGGCAACCUUGCUUUGUCCAGGGCCCUUGGGGAUUAUGUGUUUAAGAGGAACUACAGGCUAUCACCACAAGAGCAGAUUGUCACGGCUUACCCUGAUGUGCAGGUGCGACAGAUAACGGACGAUUGGGAGUUCAUUGUGAUCGCCUGCGACGGCAUAUGGGAGGUGUUGUCUAACGACGAGGUGUUGUCAUUCUGCCGCGCCCGCUUGCUCAGCGGUUGGCAGCCGGCCGCCGUUUGCGAGGCGCUCAUGCAGCGCUGCCUUGCCCCAAACUGUGCCACUGGUGGCCUAGGCUGCGACAACAUGACAGUGCUGCUGGUCUGCCUGCUACCAUUCCCGAGGCUGGAUCCCAUGGAAACUGUACCAGCAGACCAGCUCCUCAACAACAGAUUUAUGACCAAGAUGGAGGACUUACUCUACGCGGAGGACGAGGAGGAAGAUCUUAAA
Molecule: messenger RNA, 978 nt
Organism: Iphiclides podalirius (scarce swallowtail)
Lineage: Eukaryota; Metazoa; Arthropoda; Insecta; Lepidoptera; Papilionidae
Source: the annotation of a GenBank genome assembly